Messenger RNA from Hydatigera taeniaeformis, 1335 nucleotides. The record is from the annotation of a GenBank genome assembly. Lineage: Eukaryota; Metazoa; Platyhelminthes; Cestoda; Cyclophyllidea; Taeniidae.
AUGGCGCAACAACACAGUCGUAUCAUUGCGGAUGGUGCGUAUGCACUUUGGGAGGAUAAACUUAUCUCCACAGUGUCUGGCAUCCAGCUUAACGGGGGCCAGAAUGGUCAACUGCAAUUUUCCCUUCGCUCCGUGUGGGCCUUGAAAAGCCUCGGAGGCAGUGUCAGCCACCGAGGUGGAAGCUCUGGUGGGAAUAUCUUUGAUGACCUCGGAGGCGCUUCUCCGGGACGUCAGUUAGUAGAACAACGCAUCUUCCAAAUCACCUCCGAUGGUAGCAUAGAAACGCUGGUUGAAUUUGAUAGAGAGGUUGUGGCUAUGUACCUGUUGAAUGUGGCUGUACGGGACAACGGGAGUCAACCUUUGGCCACAUCUACAUCCCUCCUUGUCCGCAUUUUGGAUGAAAAUGACAACACACCGGAGUGGACGUUUCCUACUGAGUCCGCACGCCAGAUAAAUAUUACCACUGCGAACCCACCUGGUUCACUGGUCGCUAGGCUUCAGGCCUUUGACGUGGACGCUGAUGAUGCAGGAAAGGUUGAAUUCCAAGUGCUGGAUCUGAAUGGUCAACCGAUGCCUCCGGUUUCCAUCUCCCGCGGCCUUUACAACGCUCCCGCUCAACCGCCCCAGCCAACUUCAACAGCUGCUCAAGAGGAGCUGAUGGGCUAUCGAACCGGACCUUUCUACUUAAACGGUUCCACUGGUGAAAUCCUCGUUGCCGACCGUCUAGUGCCUCUAAACCUCAAGAUUCGUCUUCGUGCCAUCGAUUGUGGUCAUGCGCAGCGCCUCUUUACCGACACUUGGAUGGGCAUUAACGUAAAGAUGGAUCCUAAUGAAUUCGGCGGCUUUUUGGGAGGUGGUAGGGCUGGAGCUCUCAAUGUGACCAUCAUUCUUGUCAUGAUCGCUGUCACAGCUAUUAUCUCCCUCCUUCUCAUCAUCGCUAUCGUUUGCGUUCGACGCAAGCCGGCUCGGACGGUGGUCAGUAAUGGCACAGCGGCGGAACCCGAGGGACGAGUUGUCACCUACUCCCCCGGCAGCCCUUUCCUCAUCACCGAUCCAAGCAAGGAGGCUCUGACAACCAAUACUUGGACUGGAUCCUCUAAGGACUUCUAUCCUCCUCUGUCUGGAGGUCUACCCGUCGAUGAAAACGGCAGAUCUACUGGUGGUAUCUCCUAUGGAUCUCCCCUCCUCGGGUCGGACAAAACCAGUGUCUUCUGUGGUGUCCCACCACAGGGCUCAAUAUACACACCAUUGGAACCGAAUGGAGACAUCAUCAGCGGCACCCUUCCCAUGCACACUUUUGGGGUAAGCGUAGGAGAACAAUUUCCCACCUCCUAA